Melospiza melodia melodia is the source of this 3104-nucleotide messenger RNA. RefSeq names its product myotubularin related protein 1 (gene MTMR1). Gene Ontology annotation, molecular function: phosphatidylinositol-3,5-bisphosphate 3-phosphatase activity; phosphatidylinositol-3-phosphate phosphatase activity. Gene Ontology annotation, cellular component: cytoplasm; membrane. Bases 291 to 2006 code for a protein of 571 amino acids. Lineage: Eukaryota; Metazoa; Chordata; Aves; Passeriformes; Passerellidae. Gene Ontology annotation, biological process: phosphatidylinositol dephosphorylation. The transcript has 17 exons. The record is from RefSeq and is a predicted model, not a curated record.
GAGCCGUGCGGGCGGGGGGCGCCGCGGCGGCGGGCGCGGGCUCGCGGCAGCCCAGCACCGAGACCCUGGACAGCCCGACUGGAUCCCACGUGGAAUGGUGUAAACAGCUGAUUGCUGCGACCAUUUCGAGUCAGAUUUCAGGGUCUGUCCCAUCAGAGGGUGUGUCCAGAGACUACAGGGUGUACAGGAGGCCAGUAAUACGGCAGGAGAUUCAGGAUGGACACAAUGGCUAUCAUUCUGAAGCAGAACCUGAUCAGGUGGCACUGCGGGAUGGAAACAAACUGGCACAGAUGGAAGAGGCUCCACUUUUUCCUGGAGAAUCAAUCAAAGUUAUUGCUAAGGACGUUAUGUAUAUCUGCCCAUUUAUGGGAGCAGUCAGUGGCACACUCACAGUGACGGACUUCAGAAUGUUUAUCAAAAGUGUGGAGAGGGAUCCACCUUUUGUUGUUGAUGUUCCCCUUGGAGUUAUAAGUAGGGUUGAAAAAAUUGGAGUACAGAGCCAUGGAGACAAUUCAUGUGGUAUAGAAAUAGUUUGCAAGGACAUGAGAAAUUUGCGGCUGGCCUAUAAACAGGAAGAGCAGAACAGACUGGAGAUCUUUGAAAACCUUGUAAUACGUGCAUUUCCUGUUUCUAAUGGGCUGCCUCUUUUUGCAUUCAGCUAUAAGGAAAAGUUUGCUGUUAAUGGCUGGAAGGUGUAUGAUCCAAUGGCAGAAUAUAAGAGGCAGGGCUUGCCCAAUGAGAGUUGGAAGAUAUCCAAAAUUAACAGCACCUAUGAGCUCUGUGAUACAUACCCUGCUGUUCUUGUUGUGCCAACCAGUGUGAAGGAUGAUGACCUCUCAAAAGUGGCAGCAUUUAGAGCAAAAGGGAGAGUUCCUGUGUUAUCCUGGAUCCAUCCUGAGAGUCAAGCAACAAUCACACGAUGCAGCCAGCCAUCAGUUGGCCCAAAUGAUAAACGUUGCAAGGAAGAUGAAAAAUAUUUGCAGACAAUUAUGGAUGCCAAUGCUCAGUCACACAAACUUAUCAUCUUUGAUGCCAGGCAGAAUAGUGUUGCAGAUACAAACAAGGCUAAAGGUGGAGGAUAUGAAAGUGAAAGUGCCUACCCAAAUGCAGAGCUGGUCUUUUUGGAGAUUCACAAUAUCCAUGUGAUGAGAGAAUCCCUGAGAAAACUGAAAGAAAUUGUUUAUCCUACCAUUGAUGAGACUCGGUGGCUGUCAAAUGUGGACUCCACACACUGGCUGGAAUAUAUAAGGAUGCUUCUCGCUGGAGCGGUCAGAAUUGCAGAUAAAAUUGAGUCUGGUAAAACCUCUGUAGUGGUGCACUGCAGUGAUGGCUGGGACCGGACUGCACAGCUCACUGCUCUGGCCAUGCUCAUGCUGGACAGCUACUACAGAACCAUCAAGGGCUUUGAAGUGCUUGUAGAGAAAGAGUGGAUAAGUUUUGGACAUCGAUUUGCAAUGCGAGUGGGACACGGAGAUGACGAUCAUGCUGAUGCUGACAGGUCUCCCAUCUUCCUGCAGUUCAUUGACUGUGUUUGGCAGAUGACAAGGCAGUUUCCUGCAGCCUUUGAAUUCAAUGAGUUAUUUUUGAUCACCAUUCUGGAUCACCUUUAUAGCUGCCUCUUCGGGACUUUCUUAUGCAACUGUGAAAAAGAGAGAUUAAAAGAGGAGGUGAGCACAAAGACUGUAUCUCUGUGGUCCUAUAUAAACAGCCAGUUAGAGGAAUUCACAAAUCCCUUCUAUGUAAACUAUGAAAACCAUGUCCUGUAUCCUGUUGCCAGCCUGAACCAUUUGGAGCUGUGGGUGAAUUACUACAUCAGGUGGAACCCCAGGAUGAGGCCUCAGGUUCCAAUCCACCAGAAUCUCAAAGAGCUGCUGGCCAUCAGGACAGAGCUCCAGAAGAAGGUUGAGGAUUUGCAGCGGGAAGCUGCCACACGUUCCAUUUCCUCCUCCUCUGACAGAGGCUCCUCUCCCUCCCAUUCUGCCACCCCAGUGCACACCUCUGUGUGAUGUGGAACUAAAGCCACGUGAAAAAUCAGUGUCAGGUAACAGAGGAGGGUGAAAUGCUUCUCCCAUCACAAAAGGAUUGUGAGUGACUCGUGAUUGCUGUGAUCUCCAUGCCUUACUCUGUGUCUGAUACUAUCACAAUGAGGCCAAAAAGAGCUUCAGUAGAUGUGAUGUAUUUUCUUGUUGGCAGUUCCCACAUGUGUUUUGACACUCUAGCUAAGUCACCGAUCGUGAAAUUAAACUUUGUUUUGAGCAACUAACAAUUUAACCAUUCUAAAAAGGAAUCCAUCUGCCAAGCAGAGAGAAAAAUGCCUCACACAUUGUCUAGAGUACUAUGCCUGGUUGAGAGAAUCGGAUGAAAUGCCACAUGAUGCUUACACAGAACACAAAAUGUUUUUCUGAAUGGGAGCUCCUUAUUUCACUCGGUAAUAUAUAUAUAUAUAUUUCUAUUUUUUUUUUUUGCUAGAGCAAUUUAUUUUUUUUAGGUAAUGCACUUGGAAAUUGAUUUUAAAAUAAAUGUUUUCCAGUGUAGUCAGUUUUACAUUUCGAACUAAAUAUGCCAUUAAAAGUGGAUGAAGUUGAGCUGGGUUUAUCAAGUACACCACACUGACUUGUAUGAUGUAAUAUAUUUGGUAAAGCAUGUAUUUUAGGUUUUUUAAUGCCUUUUGUACAAGUUGAAAUAAAGUCUUUUGACUGUUUAGCUUAUUGUUCAGGUUCAGCCUCCUGAGCGAGGAGUAAACUUGCUCAUGUCAAGGUCCUGUACAAAGUAAAAGUUUGUUUUCUAGCAAAUGGUAAUUCUGGGGUUGGAAUGACACCCAGCUGUGUAAAUUGUAUAGUCUGUAUAGCUGCACAUUGUAAGUGUUUUGUUUCUAAGUGUACACACAAAAUGCAAAGCUGUGUGCGUUUACACCCAUGUGUAUGUGAUGUGGAACAUUUGCAUCCUCCCGUGGGUUUAAGCUGUACCUUCAGAAAUGGAUCCUGCCUGUCCAAACCCUUCUGAGGACCUUAACUUGCAAUGACUUUGUUUGACAAAGUUUUUUGAAUAAUAUGAUAUUAAUUGUUUUUCUUGAAAUAAAGCCUCUUGGCUUUUUGUUUUUUAAA